Glycine soja is the source of this 1478-nucleotide messenger RNA. Its product is annotated as proteoglycan 4-like. Bases 76 to 1299 code for a protein of 407 amino acids. The record is from RefSeq and is a predicted model, not a curated record. The transcript is spliced from 2 exons. Lineage: Eukaryota; Viridiplantae; Streptophyta; Magnoliopsida; Fabales; Fabaceae.
UCAUUCUCCAAGAGAAUAGACAAAGAUAAGUAACACUGAACAUAAGAGUAAAAGGAGAAACUAGCUAAGGUGCAAAUGUCGGAUGAAAAGACAAAUGUACAACCAGCAGCAACAGCAGAAACUGUCAAUGAAGAUUUUCUACCACCAUCUGAUUGGGAUCGUCAGAACGACAGUGACACCCUAAUUCUAAUGCUUCCAGGGUUUAGGAAGGAGCAAAUGAAGGUUCAAGUGACCUCGAACCGUAUGCUAAGGGUGAGUGGUGGAAGAAAGAUCAGUGACAACAAAUUACGUCAAUUUCGCAAGGAAGAACCCCUUUCUGAUUAUCAUGACACCAAGGGGAUCACUGCCAAGUUUGAAGCUGGGAUGCUAUAUGUAAGGAUUCCCAAAGUGUUCAAACCACAACCACCACCAACAACUACAACAAAACCAACACAACAAGAACCUUCAAAGCCUCAAACAACAACAACACCAACACAACAAGAGCCUCCAAAGCCACCAACACAACAAGAACCUUCAAAGCCUCAACCAGCAACAACACCACCACCAACACAACAAGAACCUCCAAAGCCACCAACACAACAAGAACCUUCAAAGCCUCAACCAACAACAACAACAACACCAACGCAACAAGAACCUCCAAAGCCUCAACUACCACCACCAACAACACAGCAAAAACCUCCAAAGCCUCAACCACCACCAACAACAACACCAACAAAACUAGAACCUCCAAAGCCUCAGCAAACAACAAAAACCGAUCACAAACCACAUGCUCCUCAAGUUAAUGAAAAAGAGACAAAGGAGGACAAAAUUAGUGAAGAAUAUUUCAAAACCAAGACACAAACACCAGUACCCCAGGAACCAAAGGCAGCUCAUGAAGAUUCUCAAAAGAAGCCACAGAAGGAGAUCAUGAGCAAAGCAAAAACUGAAGAAGAAAGAAAAACUACUUCUGAAACUCAAGAAAUGCAUGGAACUGCACAAACUACAUUCAAGGAGCAAAAGGCAGAUCAUGAUGAAGAUUCUCAAAAGAAGGAGAAGGGCAAUGCAGAAACAGAUAGCAACGGCAUUAGGGAAGCUAUAACCUCUAAAGCUCAGGAAACUAGUCCUGAUGGGUUGAGUAAGAGUAUUAUAGCCAUGGUGCACAAAAUCCUGGCCAUGAUUUCUGGUUGUGUUUCCGAGGUUAAGAAGCAAAAUAAAGUGCCCCACAUUUUGGUCUUCAUCAUUCUUGUGUUGCUGAUGGGGCACUACACUAAGACUGCAAUCAAGACAUCUUUUGGAGGACCCCAAAACCAAGAGCUUUAAUUGCUUAAUUAACUUCCCCGGGUUAUAUUAUGUGAAGAGUAAUAAUAAAUAAAUAUGUUAUUAUUUUAAAUAUUUUAUCAACACUUUUCAUUUUCUUUUUUAUCCUAUCAUAAAUUCUAUCAUAUUUAUAUUUUUUCCUUCCUCGUUAAAUAUUGAAUAACAUUAUGAAAACCAUUUUC